Molecule: messenger RNA, 1329 nt
Organism: Cygnus atratus (black swan)
Lineage: Eukaryota; Metazoa; Chordata; Aves; Anseriformes; Anatidae
Gene: C7H10orf95
Product: chromosome 7 C10orf95 homolog
Exons: 1
Coding region: 1-675 (224 amino acids)
Source: RefSeq, a predicted model, not a curated record
AUGUACCAGUCCGCCUUCGUGCCGCGGGAGUUCUGCCCGGCCGUCGUCCCGCCGCCCGCCUACACCUACCUGCCCCUACGGGCGGGGAGAGCAGAAGAGGCCGCCAGCUCCGUGAUGUUCCCCCCCAUCCACAUGCACAACUUCUACAGCCGCCCCAUCACCUUCGUGGUGGACAGGAACGGCUACCCUGACUAUGCGGGAGGCCAGGUGGAGUAUCAUCACCUCUACGGUGCCUCCCACCCCUACUUCCCCCCGUACUACGCCUGGCACUUCCCCCCUGUGCUCCCCAUCCCUCUGUACAACCCCUAUCCAAGCUACAGUCCCUACGCCGCCUACCAGAGGGCGGAUCAGUAUCGAGACACGUGGCCGGAAGGCUUCACGAUGAGAGGGGAGCUUCAGUGGGGGAAGCUUGGGAAGGUGUUUGGGCCGAGGAAAGAGCUCCCAGAAUUUGUGAAGGAUGAUCUGCGGAGGGUUUAUGGCACCUACCCACGGACCAGCGUCUCCAUAACCUACCGGAAAGGGGAGUUCUUGGUCAAGGGAGACCCCAAGGUAGGAGAGCAGGAAUAUACGGUGGAAAAAAAGGUCAUCCAGAGGGCCCUGACCCCCAGCGCCAGCGAGGCGGACGACAGCAGCGAGGACCGGAAUCGGAAGAAGAAAAAGAAACCGCGACACUGAUGCGGCCUGUCGCCCCAGGGACAGAUGCUCCGGAGCCCCCGUGGGAGCCAGCUGGCAGCAGCUCUCGGUGCAGCCGGGAAGUAGCGCAAGCAACGGGUGCCCCCACUGGCUCCUAACUGCUCCCCCUCCUCCACGAGCUUGCGGCAGCUUCACCCCGUCUGAUGCACGACGCCCGUCCUGUGAAGAAACCACCUGGCACUUGACUCUCUGUCGGGCCGGCUCUUCGGUCCCGGUUUUGUAACGAACAUUUUGCUUCCCACUGGUUUGGUUGAGUGGUCACGGUCUGGUGAGGGCAUCCCCAGGCAGCAGCCCUUGCCCAGAAGCUGGGCCUCUUCCCACCCUGUCCGAGGGAGGUUCCUGGAAGCCGGGUCCCUUCCUGGCACUCAUCUGAGGAGAUGGAAUCUGGAUUUCCUCCAAGUCGGAGGCAGCGCAGGUCCAGAGGGGAGAGCAGUUCUUAGGCACUGUAAAGAGCAAUUGUCUGCACAUCUCGUCACUGGUUUAUGGCCACACCGCUGUGCUUACUCACGGUGUGACGCCUCCGCGCGGCACUUCCCUACACGCUGGCAGAAGAUCUCGGUGUCCCCAUCCCCUUACACUUGGUGACCUGGUGCUCGUUUCUCCUGGCCGUGUGUCCUCGCUGAAAUUGCUGCUGGA